This is a messenger RNA of Didymodactylos carnosus, 661 nucleotides long. The record is from the annotation of a GenBank genome assembly. Lineage: Eukaryota; Metazoa; Rotifera; Eurotatoria; Philodinida; Philodinidae.
AAUUGCAUCUGUAAUUGGAACAAACAAAACAAUAAAAGAAUAUGUUAUCAUCAUUAAACAGCAAUUAUCUUUCAUUAAACUUCUCCCACAUAUUCAGUUAACGCAUUAGUAAUAGUGAUUUUUAGGCGGGUCAUAAUGACUUAUGUGCUUGCUUACUUUCCGAGAGGUUUUAACCUAUUUUCGUAGUCUGUUUGGAAGCUGAUUGCUUUUUGCAAGUUCUAAUGUUUUAUGAAAAUUUUUUUUGUAAGGUAUGGCUGUAGCUCGUCGUUUACAAUCAUUUGCCGUAAAACAAAUUUUAUAUUGUCGUAGUAGUUCAAAUGAAAAUCAAUCUAAAAAGUUGGAUAAAGAUCUAAAUGAAAAUUUAUUUGAAUUAGUUGAAUUUAAACAAUUAUUAAAUCAAUCAGAUUUUGUUAUAAUAACAUGUUCAUUAAAUGAUUAUACAAGAAAUUUGUUUAAUUCAAAUACGUUUAAACAAAUGAAAUAUGGUGAUUGUAUAUUAAUAAAUACAGCACGUGGAGGUAUUGUUGAUCAAAAUGCAUUAUAUGAUGCAUUAAUUAGUGGACAAAUAUUAGCUGCUGUAUGGAUUUGUCGCAGUUCGCCACUUCAACUUUCGCCGACGUUCGCCAAUAGGCGGCGAAUGUCCAUAGACAUGCUUCAAUAG